AUGCAAAGCAACGGCAUAGGGGAUCGCCAUCUCUUGUCAGGGGGCGCGCCGGUUCUUGCCGACGGCUCGGCUGCAGCCGCCGCGGCGGUCGGGCCGCCAGCAACAGACCUAACGGCUCGGAUCAAGAACAACAUCGAGGACGGCGGUGCAACGGUGGUGGUGGCGAAGGCGAGGGCGAGGGCUGAAGCUGCGGUCAGGGCGGCUCGGUUGGUCUGGACCGCCGUACUUAUCUCCGCCGACUACAAGGCUUUCGAUGUUUCCAAGGCGUUCCAGAGAGCUACUAGCUUCGGCGAGGAGAACACGGCCAUGGGAGAGUACGAGGCAUUGGCGGACGAAAUGUGGCAAGCUCAGGAGCAGCAGAGGAGGUGCGGCAUCGAAGCGGAAACGCUGCCGGACCCGCAGCAGCGAGCGUUGGCCCGCGCGCGCAGCAAGGAGUGGCACUCCAAGGUGACCGUGGCGGCGAAGAAGAUCGCCGAUGCGGAGGCGGCGGGGCUCCGCGCCCCCAUGUCUGACCUGCACCGGCGGUCGGCGGAGCGCCUCCGCGACCUGUGCAGCGUCAACGGAGGCGUUUACGUGAAGCUGGGGCAGCACCUGAGCCAGCUCGACUUCGUCCUGCCGCCCGAGUUCAUAGAUGUUUUGAGGUGUAUGUUAGACCAGGCGCCUCAAACCCCCAUUGAAGACGUGCGAGAGGUUAUCCGAGAGGAGCUGGGCGAGUACCCCGAGACUCUCUGGCGGACCUUUGACCCGAAGGCGAUAGCGUCGGCAUCGCUGGCGCAGGUCCACCGCGCAGAGGGCUGGAACGGAGAGCAGUUAGCUGUGAAGGUUCAGCACCGAGGCCUCCGGGAGACGUCGAAGGGCGACGUGGACGCCGUGUGCCUGGUGGUCGCGGCCGUGGACAGGCUGUUCCCCAAGUUCUCGUACAAGUGGCUCGCCGACGAGGUGGAGAGGAACCUUCCCCGAGAACUCGACUUCCUUCACGAGGCCAGCAACAGCCGCAGGUGCGCGGCGAUGUUUGAAGGGCGGAGUGACAUCUGCGUGCCCCCCGUCGUGCGCGAGCAGACCGCUGAGAGGGUGCUCACCAUGAAGUUCGAGCCGGGGUUGCGAGCGACGGACGUGGAAGGCAUGCGCGCGAUGGGGGUCAGCCUUCCGAGGGUGGCAUCCCUCAUCAGCGAGGCCUUCUGCGAGCAGAUGUUUCGCCACGGUUCAGUCCACUGCGACCCUCACGGCGCGAACGUUCUGGUGAGACCGCACCCGGAGGCAAGGAGGGGGUCGGGGCGCCCGCAGCUGGUGCUGCUCGAUCACGGGCUGUACAGGGAGCUGACGGAGAAGUUCAGGGUGGACCACUGCAGGCUGUGGAAGGCGAUGGUGUUCAAGGAUAUUCCAGGGGUGAAGAAAUACUGCCAGCGGCUCAACUCCGGCGACAUGUACCACCUGCUGGCGGCUAUCUUGUGCGGCAGGUCGUGGGACGCAAUCGAGGACACGACAUCUGGGAUGGACGGCCUCCACACGAAAGACAUCGAGACGGAGAAGGGCAUGGUGCGCGGCUACGUGCAGCAGUACGCGCCCGAGAUAGCCAUGCUCCUCUCCAAGGUCGACCGGCAGAUGCUCCUGCUUUUCAAGACCAACGACUGCCUCAGGCACAUUGACAGGACCCUGGGCGCGCCCAUCAACACGUUCGUCAUCGCCGCCAAGACAUGCAUCUCCGUACUAAGGGAAGAGGACGCCAAGGGGGCGCUGGCUCGGCUAGGAGCGAGCGAGCGCAAUUUUGUCGUCCGAGGACUCCUGCGUCUGCUCUACUUUGUUCGGGGGGUUCCGGAAGCACUCAAGGUGAACGCACAGCUACUAGCGAUGGAGGUCCAGGAGAGGCUGCUGGAGAGGCGCCUACAGCAACAACGCCGAUAG
Ectocarpus siliculosus is the source of this 1902-nucleotide messenger RNA. NCBI's taxonomy places the organism in Eukaryota, Phaeophyceae, Ectocarpales, Ectocarpaceae. The record is from the annotation of a GenBank genome assembly.